Capronia coronata CBS 617.96 is the source of this 1056-nucleotide messenger RNA. RefSeq lists its product as uncharacterized. The transcript is spliced from 2 exons. Gene Ontology annotation, biological process: carbohydrate metabolic process. NCBI's taxonomy places the organism in Eukaryota, Fungi, Ascomycota, Eurotiomycetes, Chaetothyriales, Herpotrichiellaceae. The record is from RefSeq and is a predicted model, not a curated record. The coding region runs from base 1 to 1056 and encodes 351 amino acids. Gene Ontology annotation, molecular function: hydrolase activity, hydrolyzing O-glycosyl compounds.
AUGCCUUUCAAAAGCAGCUUCUCGGCACUGAAAGCACAGUUGAAGGACUUGCAACAAGAGGGUCAGAGACUCUUCAAUGAACAUUCUCAGCAACAGCCCCCUCCCCAAUCACAGUCAAACUAUCCUGGCCAAGGAUACCAGCAACAGCAGCAGAGUCAGUAUUCCGGGCAGCCACCGCAGCCUUACAAUCAGGGCGGGCUUCAACACCAAUACCAACAACAAGCGCCGCCGCCAGUUCCUCAGAGCACCCGGCCCAACAAUCCUGGACCGGCAGUCUACUGGCAACCUCACUUCGACCCUUCCACUCCCGUGGGUGCCGAGUGGGAGCAUAAGCUGGGGAACAACAACGGCUGGGGAAACAACGAGAAGCAGUUCUAUACGGACGAGGCAGCAAACUCAUUCUACACCCCAAACAAUCUGCUGGUCCUUCGCGCCAUUGCACAACCUAGAAACCCAAAUCCUUCGAGGAAAUUCACCUCGGCACGCCUGGUCUCGCGACAACGCCUGGCUCGUUCGCGCGGCAGCCUGAUCGCGACUCUGACGCUGCCCUGCGCCGGUGGCAUCUGGCCCGCGUUCUGGCUGCUGCCGUUUGAGCCGUUUGCGUGGCCGACGGAUGGCGAGGUCGAUAUUGCCGAGACCUGGAACGGCGACGGCAUCAAUCACUCGUGCUUGCAUUGGGGCUAUUACACGCCCCAGGACAAGAACAAGCACCGCGUGGUCGGCACGUUCGUCCAGGGCAUGCAACAAGGCCGACCGGUGCGCUUCGAGUUCGCGUGGCAACAGGACGAUGCGUCCGGCCAGGGCCGGCUCCUGUGGUGGAUUGACGGCCGCGCUGUCAUGAAGGCUCCGAUCCCGCAGGGGGCGAGACGCAUGGCUGAUUUCGUGGUUCUCUUGAACAUCGCUAUGGGUGGCAAUGUGUGUCAGGGCCAGGAGCCCCGUGAGGGGACCUAUGAUUUCGUCGUGCAUGAAAUGAAGAUGCAGGCAGAGCCAGAGAUGGGCGGGUGGGCCAGAUUUGACAACGACUGGAACCGGGCCAGGGAGGGUGAUAUGAUAUGA